AUAUGUACAAGGUACUUCGCAAUGUGUCUGAUGUUUUGAAGAAAACUUCAAUGUCGAGCUUAUUGAGUACUCUUCUGAUAUCGUCUGACGUCUCUGCUCCAUAUGGAAUGACAACUGUUAAGGUCCAUGUUUUCGGAAUGCGUUUUCAACCAUACUUAAUAUCAGUGUUGAUUUCGUUGAUGAAGUUCUUUGGGUAGUUGUUUUGCUUGAGAGUUUCAGUAAUGUUUGAUAUUUCUUCUUCUUUUUCUUUCUCAUCCUUUAUCAGAGAGUGUACUCGUCUAAGAAGACUUGAAACAAAUGAUACCUUUGAGCUGAUGGGCUGUGAUGAUCCAAAGUUGGGGUGGGUUUUCUUCCUGAAUAGAGAUAUACGAAAAUGUCUGUUUACCCUCCACUUAACUAGGCAGUCUAGAAAUGGUAGUUCACCGAUGUCUGAUUCUGCUUCAGAAGUAAAGUGGAUUGUGGGAGAUAGACUGUUUAUUUCCUCCAGGAAUGAACUGUUUAGAUCUCGUUUUAUAAUAAUGAAUAUCAUACACCCAAUGCACGAAUUUUUUCAAACUGUUAAAAGUGUACUUGGUUUGGACAUAUAUACGUCAGUAAAUUCUCUGAAAUUCACUCAUAGCCAUAAUUGUCAAUGAAAUUUAAAUUGAAGGUUGACAAAAAAGGCAGAACAAUUAGGUAGAAAAUGCUGGUUUCAAUGAACCAACACUACCAUAUAUACUCCCAUUAUGAUAUUAAAUCUUGUACUGCUUGAAAAUAACCUUUUUUGUUUUAACAAUUGUGAAAAUAUUUUUCAUUUUCAAAACAUGAACGAGAUUUUCGUUUCUUUCUGUAAAAGUUCAACAGGUCUCUAAGUCAAAAUUUGUUACAAAUUGAAACACUUCGAGAAUCAUUCAAAACUCACGAGUGCUAUAACGCUUUAAUAGUGUGAGAAUACCU
Trichobilharzia regenti is the source of this 936-nucleotide messenger RNA. The record is from the annotation of a GenBank genome assembly. NCBI's taxonomy places the organism in Eukaryota, Metazoa, Platyhelminthes, Trematoda, Strigeidida, Schistosomatidae.